Messenger RNA from Cajanus cajan (pigeon pea), 1742 nucleotides. RefSeq names its product E3 ubiquitin-protein ligase ATL42. The record is from RefSeq and is a predicted model, not a curated record. Lineage: Eukaryota; Viridiplantae; Streptophyta; Magnoliopsida; Fabales; Fabaceae.
UGAAACCUUUUCUAAGUGUCUGCAUUCGUCAGAUAGAUAUAGCUCUAAAGAUGCUAUGCUAAAUAUGAAUUUUCUACCCAGAUACACUAAAUUAAGGGAGGAAAAAACAAUCCAAUGAAACACUAGUCUUGCAAAAUCUCAAUUCUCAAGAAGAUGGUCAAUUGCAAAAUCAUUUGUAACAAUCCUUUGAAGAAACAUUUGGUAGUGGUCAUGAUGGUUCUUUCUUUCAUUUCUAAUAUUCAUGCCCAAGACAGUAGUGACACAGAUACCAUGCCAAAUCUCCCAGAACCUGUUCGACCAAGCAAGGUUGUUGUAAUAGUGGUCCUCUCAGUAUUAUUGACCUUAUCAGUUCUCUUACUUCUCUAUAUAAGGUUCCGCAGAGCCACUUCUCCUGAACUCUUUGAAAGCCGCCAUGUACCCAGUUUUCAAGCACUAACUCGAUCAUUGUCAAGGCUUUCAGGGAUAGACAGAGAAGUGAUUGAAACACUCCCAUUUUUCAGAUUCUCUUCCCUUCAGGGGUCCAAAGAAGGGUUGGAGUGCACGGUUUGUCUCUCGCACUUUGAGGACACUGAGAUUCUUAGGCUCUUGCCAAAGUGCAAACACGCUUUCCACAUGAGUUGCAUUGACAAGUGGCUUGAAAAUCAUUCUAGUUGCCCUCUUUGUAGGAGCAAAGUUGACCCUUUAGACAUCAAGAAUUUCACUCACUCAGUGAGUUCAAGGUUCCUCAGGGUUCCUUCAAAUUUAACCGAGGACACCCACGUUGAAAUCUUUGUUCACAGGGAACCAUCCCAUCGAGGGUCAUCAUCAGGGUAUAGCAUUGGAAGCAGGUUUGGGAAUUUGGGUUGGAGCAACAAAGAAGAACAACUUCUCAUUGAUCAAGAGGUUUGUGGCACAAGUGGGAAACACGUGCAUAGGUUCAAUCACAAAAUUGUGGUCUCCGAUGUUGUCACAAGGAGCAGGUGGAGUGAUCUUAACUCUUCAGACAUGUUAUCAUUGAAGAGUGAGAUGCUACAUGACAUGGCAAGCAGAAGAUUCUCUCCCUUUGAUGAAAGUUCGUUAAUGAUAAUGAAUAGUGAUGAGAAGAGGUCUUUGUCUGAGAUUGCUCGUGUUCCUAGGUUCAUAGAAACGUGCAAGAUGAAUAGAAUGGAAGAAGGUGUAGCAUUAGGUGGGAACAAUGGGAGGGAAGAGAGGUUGAAGAGGAUUUGGUUCCCAAUUGCUCAACGAACAGUGCAAUGGUUUGCAGGACAAGAGAGGAACUCGAGAGAAUUAGAACACAAACAUCUAGCUCCAAAUGCUUGAUCAUGGAGUUGGAACAACUUAGCAACUAGUAAGAACUGUACAGUUUUUUUUAUGGGGUGUGCUCAUCUUAAUUUUUUUUUCUUUUCCUCAUUGGUGUUUUAAUUAGAGAUAUAAGGUCCAACAGGAAAAAGAGUUUAAGGUGUUGAAUAAGUACUUGUUAUAUAAUUACUUAUAUAUAUAAAGAAAACAGAGAAGAUAUAGACUGAAAUUCAAUUUUCAUUAAAAGGUUGAGAUGGAUACAACUUGGAACAAAGAUAACAUUGAGGUUAAGGUUAAGGUGCAGAAAUUACACUUUCUUCUACAAUUGAUACAAACAGAUAUGAAAUAUAAUGACAUUAUGUAAUUGAUAUAUGUGUGGUAAUUCCAACAAUGAUGCCCAUAAUUUUAUUAAAAAUGAUACAUUUUUUUUAUAUAAAAUAUUUAUUUUCUCCAUGAUUAAAUAC